This is a messenger RNA of Caenorhabditis remanei, 1899 nucleotides long. RefSeq lists its product as uncharacterized. NCBI's taxonomy places the organism in Eukaryota, Metazoa, Nematoda, Chromadorea, Rhabditida, Rhabditidae. Gene Ontology annotation, biological process: lipid metabolic process. Bases 1 to 1899 code for a protein of 632 amino acids. Gene Ontology annotation, molecular function: acyltransferase activity, transferring groups other than amino-acyl groups. The record is from RefSeq and is a predicted model, not a curated record. The transcript has 11 exons.
AUGGAGCUCCUGAUCAACCCACCCGAUUCCCAACCGAUUUUCGAUCAACUCAUCCAACAAGCCGCUGAAACUCACGGAUGGUCACAUCAGCCAUAUGACUACAAAUACUAUUCGGAGGGAUUCGAUGGUUACUGGUUUAUAGUGGUAGUGGAUAAGGAGAAAGACCCCUCCAACAAUUUCGUUGCCGGAGGUGCUUUGGCUCGUUGGGACGCACCCAACAGUCCCCCACUAUACGGCAUCGGUCUUUUCUACACAAACGAGAAAUAUCGUGGUCGAGGGCAUGGAAAACUGAUUUUCCAGAAAAUGAUGGAUAUUGUGGGCAACGAUAAUUGUGUGUUGGUGUCAGCAUUCAACAUGUCCCAAAAGUAUGCAGAGGUUUUUGGUUUUAAGGAAAUGCCGUCGUACUGGCAUUAUGGGGCAAAUGUGAGGCCAGAAAUGGUGAAAAUUCCAGAACUAUCGGGGGAGUACUGUACCAAGAACUGGAAAAAUGUUGAUGAGAGCCUCCUAAACGCCUACGACCUGACUAUUUGUCCAAGAGAUCGGAAGAAACUUAUGAGAACUUGGUUUGAGCAGGAUCAGGUUUAUACCAGGGUCGCUUUUGACAACACCAACCAUAAAAUAGUGGGGUACUGUACAAUCCGAGUCAUUAAUCUAAACCGCUUGUCUGUUGCCCCGUUCUACGCUGAAAAUGAAAAAGUAGCCGCACGUCUUUUAGCCGACGUCAUCACGGACAUUCCGGAUUUCAAGAGCUAUGAGUGUUUGCUCUUUUUGUAUCCGUCGAUUAAUGAGAAGAUGGAGAGCCUUAUCAACCGAUUCGUUGGUCCAGAUGGGUACAGUAUCGGGUACAGUACGAAAAAGAGGAAUCAAUUCACCAAGAAGCUUAUAGAAUCCAGAGAUGAUGUGGGAAUUUUCGGUCCGGACGAUGCGCAAUACAAUGAGACGGAGGCGCGAAUGCUGCUCAACCUAGCCGCCGCUGCAUACUCACUGGAUGCCACACCGUGUCUGCAGAGAACCUUCACACCUGCGGAAAACCAGACCUUACUCACCACCUUCUCUGUUAGAUGUGAUUUUAUUGGUAAUCCGUGUGCAGGGUACAUCGUGGUGUCAGACGUCUUGCAACAAAUUACUGUAGUUUUUCGAGGCACCAAAACAAGUAGUCAACUUCUGCUGGAAGGGUGGACUACGCUGAAACCUAGCGCGGAUUUCUAUGGGAUGGGUCUAGUGAACACAUAUUUCCGGUCUGGCCAUGAAAAAACUUGGCAAUACGUCCAGGACGCGUUGAGUAUCCCCCAAUACCGGAAUUAUGAUGUAUAUGUGACAGGACACUCGUUGGGAGGAGCCCUAGCAGGUCUCGCGGCUCCCAGAAUUGUUCAUGAUGGACUCCGUCAAAGCCACCAAAUAAAAGUUAUCACGUUCGGCGAGCCUAGAGUUGGAAAUUUGGAUUUUUCGCAUGCUUAUGAUCAGCUGGUACCCUAUAGUUUCCGCGUCACCCAUGCCAUUGACAUUGUUCCCCACCUCCCCGCGUGCGUCAAAGAUCUCUCCUAUACGCCACCAGCCGGAAGUGACGGAUCCAUGCCGUGCGACCCGAUGAGUACCAACGGUGGCUAUCAUCAUGCUCUCGAAGUUUGGUACCCGGGAAAUAUGACAGUGGGCAGUCCGUAUAUGAUUUGUACGGGGCUGCCGAGAGAUGAGGAUUUUAGUUGUUCGAAUGCGCCGAAAGUGGAUCUGGAUGAUACGACGUUGGGCGUGUGGGAUCAUCGGAACUAUUUCGGGGUGGAGGUUCCGGAUUUUGGAAAAGGUGGGUGUGACCCCACAAUGACAUUCAAAGGACCACCAACCAAGACUGGAGUCUUAUCCCUGGUUAGCAGUGUAUUUGGAAGGAAAAGACGGGCGGUGUGA